Molecule: messenger RNA, 1172 nt
Organism: Daucus carota subsp. sativus
Lineage: Eukaryota; Viridiplantae; Streptophyta; Magnoliopsida; Apiales; Apiaceae
Product: B-box zinc finger protein 22
Exons: 3
Coding region: 140-1033 (297 amino acids)
Biological process (GO): photomorphogenesis; regulation of DNA-templated transcription
Cellular component (GO): nucleus
Molecular function (GO): zinc ion binding
Source: RefSeq, a predicted model, not a curated record
AACACACUUUCCUCUUUUAGCUCCUCUAGAUCUCACCCUCUAGGGUUCUCCACUUUCUCUAUAAACAACUCUUCCAAAGUACUUUGAGAAAGUGGUAACAUACAGAAUCUCUACUGGUUUAAGUAUAUGUAGUGAAAAGAUGAAGAUACAGUGUAACGUGUGUGAGGUCGCAGAGGCCACCGUGUUGUGCUGCGCAGAUGAGGCGGCCUUGUGCCGUGCUUGUGAUGAGAAAGUACAUGCAGCUAAUAAGUUGGCUAGCAAGCAUCAAAGGGUUUCUUUGACGAACUCUAACUCUCCUAUGCCCAAGUGUGAUAUUUGUCAGGAGACAGUUGGAUAUUUCUUUUGUCUGGAGGAUCGUGCUUUGCUAUGCAGAAAAUGUGAUGUUUCUAUACAUUCGAUUAAUCCUCUCGUUUCAGCUCACCAAAGGUUUCUGCUUACUGGAGUGAAGGUCGGGCUUGAACCAACUAAACUUAGCGCACCAUCUUCUUCUGAAAAGUCGCACUCCCCAGACAAAAUCGUUGAAACAGAAUCACGACCAUUGACUACAGAGUGUAAGCACAUAUCUUUGGAUGGUCAACAGGACAAGGAGUCAUCUUUCCAAGUAGCUGGAGUUAGCAACAUUGUGUCAACUAAGUUGCCUUUGGCUGGAGGAUCUGAUUAUGAAAACUUUGAACAGUGGCAAUUAGAUGACAUGUUAGGAUUAACUGACAUGAAUCAGAACUACAACUAUAUAGACAGCGGAUCAUCCAAGGCUGAUAGCAGUAAGUUUGGAGGGUCGGACUGCUCAGCAAUAUUAUUGGCUGGUGAUGUCGAGAUAGAUGUUGAUGAGGGUCUGGGUCAUGUUCCUGACACAGCCUGGGCAGUGCCAGAGAUUCCAUCGCCUCCCACAGCCUCAGGACUUCACUGGCCAAACAGUUACCAGCAUCAGGUGGAAAUGACAGCGCUAUUUGUUCCUGAUGUAUGUUACUCCACCAGGCUAGAUCUAUAUCAAGAUGAGUUGAUGGGGUCAAGUGUCAAACGCAGAAGACACUAGUCUGUCCUCCGUGACUUUGUGUGACUUUGUUUCUGUAGUUAAUGGAGCUUCCAUCUGUAGGUAUAGUUUUUUUGUAACCCUAAACUAUUUUAAGACUAAUGUAUGGAAACAGUCUGGUUCAAAGGCUAUGCAACCUCUG